CCUGGCUGGGUGUUCCGCACCUGGCACGAUGGCUACAUUUUGACCUUAGGGACCUCUCGCACGAGAACGGGACUUGAAUCAAGUCUGUGAAGACCCGCGCUGUCUAACUCUAAUUAUUUAAGUAUUAAAACAGGGUAUAUACCCAUUUUAAACAAUGGCUGCCUGUCACACACAACAUUCGUAACAUCAAAACAAGAUGAUGAGAGUCAAGAUACUUAACCAGUGAGGAGGCCGCCAUCAGAACAUCAGGAACAAUGAGGAUGCCAAGCUGUUAUUGAGGAACUUUAAAUGCCUUGUCCGAUGUCUUAGUUUCCUACAUAAAAGCUGAGUCAUGAAUACUGUGAACAUAAUUUGGCUGUUGAGGUUAAAGUUCAUAGUUCUGACUGAAUAAAGGCAUGGAUAUUAGUCGUGCCAGCAUUAAAAAUAAACCCUUAAACUAAUCGGAUGGUUGCGUUAAACAGUCUACAGGUGUUUUCAGCGGUUUUGUCCAAUGAUCAGCUGAGUAACUCACUUAAUGAUGCGUGCCGUAUUCAUGUUUAUAAGCAACCCAGUAUGGAUGAUGGUCUAGGUGGUGAUGACUUGUUAAGCAAUUCCAGCAACGCGUCUUGCCAGGAACGUCUGAUUGAAGAAGUAGCACGAUGUAGACUUCUGUCAGAUCAUCAGUCCGAUAUGGAGCCGAACGGACAAGCUGAGUUUCAGUUUCCAAGCGGACUGUUCUCAAGGAACGGAAAGUCAUUAGAUUGCGAUUUUUGUGGCCGUUUUUUUCACAAACGGAGAAAUCUAAAAUCACAUUUGAGGGUCCACACCGGAGAAAAACCUUACGUUUGUGACAUUUGCAACAAACGGUUUGCACAGCGGAGCACCCUCAAGACCCAUAAGGACAUUCACAACAGACCUGGCGGGAGCUCAUUACACGGGAAACAAAAAAAUGAGGGGAACUUCAAAUGUGAUGUUUGCGGUUACGCCUUCAGUAAACCGAGUGCCCUACUUAUGCAUAUGAGUGUCCACACAGGUGAGAAACCUUUCUCUUGUGACUUUUGCAACAGACUCUUUGCACGAAAAGGCAAUCUCAAAUGCCAUCUUGAGACUUGUCCCCAAAACGUUCAUGGUCAUCAGAAGAGUUAUUUAUGCGAUAUGUGUGGACGAUGUUUUACCUCUCGUCAAUAUCUGAAAACCCACGCCAAGAUCCACACCAACGACAGAGUUUUUCCUUGUGACGUUUGUGAUAAACGGUUCAUAACAAGCAGUGAGCUCAGAAAACAUCAGUGGUGUCACAAAACCGAGAAGCCAUAUUGCUGCGGUAAUUGUUCGUUUACGACCGCUCUCAGAGGUAACUUCACAAGACAUCUUAAAGUUCAUGAGAAGAUUUUCCUGUUUGCUUGUGACCACUGUAAUAGACGCUUCAAGACUGGGAGUGAACUUGAAACACAUCGGCUUGUACAUCCCUAUGAGCUCACACCACAAACACACUCCAGUUUUGCUGUGGAAACUCCAUCAUCCUAUGUGUUAGUGCAGAAUCAUGGAGACCCUCACCAAGCCGAUUAUGAGGAACAACCAUUCAUGGAUUUGUCUGGAAGCAUUGACACAAAGGACCUCCAGAGAACCUCAAGUGAUAAUGCUCUUAAAGAACAGGCUUACAUAGUAUCUGUUGAGGGUGUUGUUUGUAAUGAACAAUCAACGAAUAUUACUCAAGACAGUAGUGCAAAAGAAAUAACAAGACACUUGAUUGAUAAUGCUUGUCAGGAACAGGAUGCUGCAAGAUCAUGUGAUAAACUUCUUUCUGAUGAUGAACAAUCAAACACGAGAACUUGCCAAGAUGAUAAUAGCAAGUGUCAAGAUCAGUUUGUCGUCGCAUCUCAAAAUACAGCUCAACCUGACAAGAAAGAAAGCAGGGACAUCCUAAUGGACAUCAGAGAAAGAAAUCAACAAACUGAACCUCUAUUUCCUCCCAGCCUAAAGAUAACACCAAGUGAAAGGAAAUUUCUUUGUGAUCUAAAAACCAAUAACAGAGUUUACACAGACCAAAAACCAUUUACGUGCGAUGUUUGCAACAGGCAGUUCUUAUAUCGCAGUAAGUUAAAAACUCAUAAAACUACUCACAACAAACCUGAGAAAAACGCACCUCGUGUAAAAGUUAAAAACGAGGGAAAAUUCAAAUGUGAGAUUUGUGGUUACGCUUUUCCAAGAGUGAACGCCCUCAUAAUGCACAAGAGAAUCCACACAGGAGAAAAACCGUACUCUUGCGAGUUUUGCAACCGACACUUUGCCCAGAAAGGUAAUCUAAAAUCCCAUCAAUUGACAUGUGAUCAGAAUGGGAAAGCCGUCCAGAAAUCUUUCAUCUGUAACAUUUGCGGACGGGGUUUCAAUCACAAACAGAAUCUUAAAUGCCACAUAAAAAUCCACACCAACGACAGGGCUUAUCCCUGCGACAACUGUGAAAGACGGUUUAUAACAAGGAGUGAGCUUAAGGUUCAUCAGUGGAGCCACAAGAAAGAGAAGCCAUUUUUUUGUGGCGUUUGUGGAUUCACAGCUGCUCUCCGAGCAAACUUUACAAGACAUCUCAAGACUCAUGAAAAGAGUCUUAAAUUUUCUUGCGACAGAUGCGAUAAACGUUUCAAAACUGAUAGUGAACUCGCCACACACCAAGUAAUACACAGUCCUUAUCCAGUUACAUGUACACAAGAUACUUAUAGUGUCUUAGAAAUGCCUUCAAAUGAGUUGGUCCAGAUACAUGCAGACAGCCAACAAAUCCAAACAAAUAAACUACCAAGUAUGCAUGUUAAUAUUCAAGACAAUAGUUUAGAUUCAGACGUCUUUAGUGGCUCAUGUGAUAAUGCUUGCCAAGAAGAGUCUGCCCUAGUAUCAUCAGAUGUUUCAGUUCUUUCAGAUGAAGAAUCUGAUGCUACACAGGGUAGCGGUUUGAAGGAAUGCGCAAACCUCUCAGGCGAAGGUGGUUGCCAAGACCACCCUGUCAGUGUCCCAAUCCAAACACUUCUUACAGAUGAACUGAACUUGGACAUUGAUAAAGAGAAAGUGUUCAUCAACUCAUUUGAUGAUGCUUCCCAAAUGAAAGAGUUCAUCAACUCAGUUAUUGAUGCUUCUCAAGAGAAACUGAUCAAUAACUCAGUUGAUGAUGCUUCUCAAGAGAAACUGUUCAAUAACUCAAUUGAUGAUGCUUCUCAAGAGAAACUGUUCAAUAACUCAGUUGAUAAUGCUUCUCAAGAGAAACUGUUCAAUAACUCAGUUGAUGAUGCUUCUCAAGAGAAACUGUUCAAUAACUCAGUUGAUUAUGCUUCCCAAGAGCAGUCUGACUUUGAUUCACAUGAUGCUGCUCUUGAUAAGCAACCAAACUUGGAUACCUGUCAAGAGAUUGAUUCAAAGAAACCAUUGAGAACUUUGUGUCCUGAUACUUGCCAAGAGCAAGUUAUGGUAUCACAAAGUUCAGCUCAUGACAAACAAUUGAUCAGAGAUACUAGCCGAGCCACAAUUAAACCAGAAAUUGUAAGCGUGUCAUGCGAUGAUGCUUGUACUGUUGUGUUGCAUGAUAGAGUUCUAUCUAAUGAAGAACCAAAUGUGGAAACUUGUCAAGACAGAGAUACAAAGGACUUCUUGAUAAGCAAAUCAUGUGAUGACGUUGGCCAAGAACAGUCUAUCACACCAUCACAGAGAAAAGCUCUUAGUGAGGAAAAACUAAAAAUAUAUGUUUUUCCAGAGCUGUUAAGCGCCUCAUUAGAGGAUCCUUGCCAAACACAGUCUGCUGCAGAGACCCUUGAUAAUGUUCUUACAGAUGAACGACCAGAAGUGGAUACCAGAAGUCUCAAAGAACUUGUAAGCAACUCUUGCGACGAAGAGCAGCCCUCUGUUGUUUCAGUUAGCAAAGUUGGCUGGGAUUCUGUGCAAGAUGUGAAUGAUGAACAAGUCUCAAGCCUCGACAAAAGAUUUCUUUGCGAUAUCUGUGGACGAGGAUUCCUAGAACGGAAAAAUCUAAGAGGCCAUAUGCGGGUUCACACCGGCGAAAAGCCAUAUUCUUGCAAUGUUUGUAAUAGACGGUUUGCUCAGAAUAGCACACUGAAAUACCACAAAAUCACACAUGUUAAAAAAACAGAAAACAUCCCUCGACUGAAGCAGAAAAAUUACGGCGAUUAUAAAUGUGAGGUCUGCGGUUAUGCUUUUGAAAAACACAGUGCCUUACUGAUGCACAAGAGAGUCCAUACUGGUGAGAAACCUUUCUCGUGCGAAUAUUGCAACCGCCAUUUUGCAUCAAAGGGUAACCUGAAAUGCCAUGUUUCCACUUGUCUUCAAAAUGCAGAUGCAAAACAUGAUAUUUACAAAUGUGAUAUUUGCGGACGCGGUUUCAAUCAUAGAUCCAAUAUGAAAAGUCACAUUAAGGUGCACAACAAUGAACGGGCCCACGUGUGCGACGUCUGCCACAAACGUUUCAUAACGAACGGUGAGCUCAAAGUACACCAGUGGAGUCACAAAACGGAAAAGCCGUUUUGCUGUGGUGUGUGUGGCUUCACUGCAGCACGGAGAAGUUCUAUAACAAUUCAUAUGCAUAGUCACUUUAAGAAUCUUCCUUUAGCUUGUGACGGAUGCAACACACGAUUCAAAACUAAGCACGAACUAGAUUCACAUCAACCAAUACACACAUGAGCAAACAUAGUAUUAACAAUGUGAUGAACACUUUAAGCUUCCAUGUCUAAAGGGACAAGUUGCCUUGGACCAGGCGAGUUGGUCCAUGAAAAUUAUUUUGAAACCGUUUGUUUUAAAAUGCAUAAUGGUUAGAUAGAUGUUUUGAAAGUAGAUUAUAAUGAUCCACGGAUUUCCACAUGGUCAGCCAUUUUGUUGACUGUACAAAAUGGCUGACCUUGUUUUUGAAAAAUAAAGUAAAAUCUUGCAAUUUUGAGUACUUCAUAACCAAUAUGCAUUUCAUAACAGAGGGUUUCAAAUGCUUUUCCUGGACCAAAUCGCCAGAUCCAAGGCAAUAUGUCCCUUUAAUAAAACUAUGCACAGCCACAAUCAUGGGUGUACUUUAUGUAACAAAGACACCAAAUGAACGACAGAUAAAUAUUAAAUAUCUU
Messenger RNA from Asterias rubens (European starfish), 5081 nucleotides. Its product is annotated as zinc finger protein 91-like. Gene Ontology annotation, biological process: regulation of transcription by RNA polymerase II. The record is from RefSeq and is a predicted model, not a curated record. Gene Ontology annotation, molecular function: DNA-binding transcription factor activity; RNA polymerase II cis-regulatory region sequence-specific DNA binding. The coding region runs from base 445 to 4653 and encodes 1402 amino acids. NCBI's taxonomy places the organism in Eukaryota, Metazoa, Echinodermata, Asteroidea, Forcipulatida, Asteriidae. The transcript is spliced from 2 exons.